AUGAAUGUCAAUAAAAAACUCGACCGCUUUAAACAAUGGGCAGGCGAGCGCAUGGGUGGGGAGGUGAAGACCAAUGUGUCGGAUGACUUCAAAGCACUCGAAGUCGAAAUGGGCUUGAGGCAGGAAGGGUUGGAGAAGAUGCAAAGAUCCACGAACGCCUAUAUCAAGGCCAUCUCCAAGCGAUCCGAAGUAGAGGGCAAGGAGAAGACACUACCGAUUGCAUAUAUGGGAGGCACUAUGAUCUCCCAUGGCGAAGAUUUUGAGCUCGAUUCGGAGUUUGGACAAUGUCUCAACAUGUUUGGCCGGACGCAAGAGAGGUUGGCUCGGGCUCAGGAGGCAUAUAUCGCCAGUGCCACCUCCUCGUGGUUGGAAUCCCUGGAACGAUCCCUGGUCCAAAUGAAAGAAUACCAGGCAGCGCGGAAGAGACUCGAGACAAGGCGACUGGCCUAUGACACAUCACUGGCAAAGGUGCAGAAGGCCAAGAAGGAGGACUUCCGGGUUGAGGAAGAAUUACGCAAUCAGAAGGCCAAAUACGAGGAGUCAGCCGAUGAUGUUUUCAGAAGGAUGGAAGACAUCCGCGACGCCGACCCGGAGAGCGUUGCGGAUCUUGGUGCUUUCCUAGAUGCCGAACUGGCUUAUCACGACAAGUGCAGAGAGGCACUUUUGCAAUUGAAGUCCGAAUGGCCAGCAAGCCACAAAGUCGUGGUAGCCGUCCAACCCCUCGCUCCAGAUCAAACACCGUUCGCUCUUACACGCAGCAUGUAG
Capronia epimyces CBS 606.96 is the source of this 765-nucleotide messenger RNA. RefSeq lists its product as uncharacterized. Gene Ontology annotation, cellular component: cytoplasm. The transcript is spliced from 4 exons. The record is from RefSeq and is a predicted model, not a curated record. Gene Ontology annotation, molecular function: protein binding. Bases 1 to 765 code for a protein of 254 amino acids. Lineage: Eukaryota; Fungi; Ascomycota; Eurotiomycetes; Chaetothyriales; Herpotrichiellaceae.